GGGCUGGUGGGUGCUGCUGCAGCCCCCACGGGUGACCGCAGCCGUGCUGGGGAGCUGCGGUACCACAAGGGCUGCGGUGGGUGGGGCGCGGGGAGGAUGGGUGAUGCUCAGGGACAGCUCGCCUGGCCCUUGAGCAACAGCCCCACCGCCCUUUGUGGGAAGAGGGGGCAGCUGCGUCGGCCAGUUCCUCAGCGUGGCUGGGGCCAUAGGAGCGGGGGAAGCGAAGGAGGGGCGGCGCGAGCCGGCAGGGAGGAAGGCGCUGGGUCUGCGGUCAGCAACUCCGACGCAGUAGCCCCAACACGCUGGACCCCGCUCGGGGCGGCGCGGAGGAUGACUGCUCGGCUGCUGCUCACCACCGCCCUGCUGCUGCUGCUGCAGACCCCGGCGGCAGAAGCCCUGAUGGAGCCGGAGCUCUGCUACAUCCUGGAUGCCAUCCUCUUCCUCUAUGGCAUCGUCCUCACCGUCCUCUAUUGCCGCCUCAAGUUCACGGUUCACCGAGAGUCACAGCAGGGACCUGGCAAAGAGCAGAAGGAAGAAGCCAUCUACACAGGGCUCACCGGUGAAGGCCAGGAGAUGUACGAAACCCUGCAGGUCAAACACUCCUGACCCCAUCCUGCGACCGCCCCGCAGCCGCCCCUCGUCCCCCUGUCCAUCCCCAGCAGCUGGGGCUCUACCCCCAGCACCCCCUUCCUGGGACUGUGAUGGAGAACUGGAGCCUUUUUCCCUGGAAAUGGCUGGUUUUGCCCCCAAACUGCCUCCAGCUGGGCACAGGCGCAGCCUGGGGUACCGCUCUGGGGCUGAGACGCCCUGAGCCUGGCAGGGGCUGAAGCUGCCGGGGUUGUGUGGUGCUGACCCCCCCCGCCCCCCCUUCCCCAAGUAAAGCAGCACCAUACGCAAACCUGGCAGGAGGGUUUC
This is a messenger RNA of Phalacrocorax carbo (great cormorant), 915 nucleotides long. Lineage: Eukaryota; Metazoa; Chordata; Aves; Suliformes; Phalacrocoracidae. The record is from RefSeq and is a predicted model, not a curated record.